AAGUCAGCACUGAUAUUCCGGAAGAGCGAGUCAGAAGGAACUAGAAAGACGCAUCUCUUCUUUGUGAGGAGCGACGGGCGGUUUUAACCUCCGGCCGGACUAGUCAGCGAUACCGCAGCGUUAUAUUAUUAUAGCGCCAGUCGGAGCUCCGUGUUGCCCGUUAAGAGCAGUCUCAGUGUCGGGCAGGUGUCCUCUCGAGCGCCGGGGAUGGCGGCUUUGGUUUUAACCAGCAAAGCUCUUCACGCGCAGCUGUCCGUAGUCAUGGGAGCGCUGACCAAAGCGGCGGUGGCGGAGAUCUGCGCGGUGGUGGACGAAGGCUACGCGGCGCUACAGAUGGAGAUCUCGCGGAGCCACCGGGAGAACGAGGACCUGAAGAAGAAGCUUCACCUUAUAGAGUCCAUAGUGGUCCACGCGGACAGGCACGGGAAGGCUGCGGCGGCGGCGGAACCGGGAUUUGUACCGGCCGCGGAGAGCGCACAGAACGCGGAAAUACCGCAGCAGCGGCGGGACGGUGAGGGCGGAGACACUGCUGCUGGAGGGGAAGGAGGAGGUGUAGUGCUGCUGCACGAGGAGCUUCCAGAUGUGGUGUUAAUCAAAGACGAAGACUCGGACAGUAACGACAGCUUUGACGAAGAUAACAGAGCGCCCGCUGACACAGGGACAGCUGCAGCCAGAGCGUGCGUCACGUCGACGCCCGUCGGCCGCGGCAUGAAAAGACACUGGCCAGGGUGCGAAGAGGCGGACAGGAAGCCGUCCUCCGAGCCGCUCGCACCGAAGGCCGGCGCGGCGGCUCAGAGGCAGAGCGCGACUGUCUUCACGCUGGACGCUGCUCGCAGCGAACCGGGAUGCUCCGGCCAGCUCGCCGGUGCCGAGACGGAGGCCGGCGAUUCGUCCCUCGGUUCCUCUUACUCCGCGCAGAUGGACCCGGACGUCCAGCUGCUCCACCCGAGCGCAAACAGACAAACGUACUUCGGCAACGGCGCCCUGAUCAAGUCCCAGUCGCCCACGAGCAGAGCGGAACUAGAUCUCAGCCUGACGUGGACGAAACAGCCGAAAACCCUUCUGACUUUUGCUCACUUCAACCCCAACGAGAACAUGGACGUCGGCGACGCUUUCGGGCUCAAGAUGGUCAACGUGAGCGGCUCGGCCGCCCCAGACUGCCAGCUGUCCGAGGGCAGCAACUCCGCGUUUGAGUACGACGACGGCGACGUGGCGAACUUCCCGCCGUACGGGGACCAAACCAGUGGAGGACCCCCGCCGCUCUGCAACGGGCAACCGGGCAGCCGCGCCAGGCGCUACGUGUGCGCCAUCUGCGCCAAGACGUACGCCACGUCCCAGAACCUGGACGUUCACAUGCGGAUCCACACGGGCCAGCGGCCGUUCAGCUGCGCCCAGUGCGGGAAAAAGUUCACCCAGUCAGCGCACCUCAAGUCGCACCUGAGCGUGCACUCGGGCGAGCGGCCGUACGUGUGCACGUUCUGCUCCCGGAGCUUCAUCGUCAAGUACAGCCUCAAGUUACACAUGAAGAAAUGUCAUCCUGACGCCUGUCCUUUAUGGCCGCAGCUGUGCCGCAACAAAUCCGGACCUGUUACUAAAAACAUGUCUCCGGCCGCUGCCAUCCACGCGCAGCUCGCCUCCAUCAUGGAGGUGCUGGCCAACACGGCGGUGGCGGAGAUCUGCGAGCUCGUGGACAGCGGCUACUCGGUGCUGCAGCUCGAGAUCUCGCGGAGCCGCAAAGAGAACGAGGUCCUGCGGAGGAAACUGCGGCUCAUGGAGCUCCGGGCAGCGCGCUCGAGCGCCCUGCGAGCCGCCGCCGCUAACGGCUCCGCGCUGCUGCUAGCUAACGGCCGCGCUCGAGCUCCACUACCUGCUCAUCACCUGGGAAACUGGCCGAGGCGCAACGGGACGCCUGGAGGUGAGGCGGCGCGGCCCAGAGUGUCCAACCCAGAGAUUCUGCGGUGCGGAGACCCCGACCCUCUGUCCUCAGACUCUGGACUAGAUCCCACCCAGGGGACGCGUGCAGCAGCGGCGGGGGAGUCGGCCACGCUGACCAUCGCCGUGAUCAAAGUGGAGGACGACCACGAGUCCUGGUCCCAGCCUGAGCAGGACAAAGACUUUUGUUGCGUUGUUGAUGGACAGACGGCCGAGACAGAAGCCCCGCCCCCGCCGACCAAACAGGAAGUAGCAGAGGAAGCCGGCGCUCCGUCUCAGCCAUGGGUGAGCGGGGACGUCCAAGAAACCCUGAACUCCAGCCAGAAGUCAGAAACCAGCGCUUAUGACUGUCUGAUGUACGAGCCGCAGCUCCAGCACGACUCCCUCGCUACCCAGAAUCCUUUGAGGGAGGAUCCCGGCUGCUCGUACGCGUUGAACGGCGGCGCAAGUGCUUCCGCUGCGACUGAUUUAAGCGGCAGCAGCUUCCCUUUCCCCGUCAGUGAGCAGGCUGCAGGUCUCCACAACAGCCAGCAGAGGGCGCCACCGGCACCUGCAGACGGGCUGCAGCUUCCCGCGAGGAAAGAGACAACAGGAAGACCCGACGCGUUCCUCAGAAGGGACAAAUGGCGACCUCGGGACGGCGUCGGUCACAGCAGGGGGGAGGACGGCAGCGGCGGCGGGAAGUCGUUUGUCUGUAACUUCUGCGGGAAAAGUCUGGCGUGCCUGAAGAACCUGAAGACCCACAUGAGGGUCCACACGGGCGAGAAGCCGUUUGUCUGCGCGCUCUGCGGCAAGCGCUUCUCCGACUCCAGCAACCUGAAGCGCCACCAGAGCGUCCACACCGGCGAGAAGCGCUACGGCUGCGUGCACUGCGGCAAGCGCUUCGCCCAGUCGGGCUCGCUGAAGGUGCACAUGACCGUCCACACGGACUGCAAACAGUUCAGGUGUUCCUUCUGCGGGAAAACGUUCAUCUCGGGCAGCCACCUGCGGCGCCACGUCACCGUGCACGCCGCGGAGAAACGGUUCGCGCCAACGAUCCAGUGACCGAGGGGGGGGACCCCGAAUCUUACAGGAGCCACAUACAGUGGCUCAGCAUAAGUUUACACACCCACGCUAAAGUUGACUAAAAAGAGGAAUAAAAAAACAUCAUCUUUUG
Messenger RNA from Sander lucioperca (pikeperch), 3088 nucleotides. Its product is annotated as zinc finger protein 316-like. The record is from RefSeq and is a predicted model, not a curated record. The transcript is spliced from 9 exons. Gene Ontology annotation, cellular component: nucleus. Bases 208 to 2976 code for a protein of 922 amino acids. Lineage: Eukaryota; Metazoa; Chordata; Actinopteri; Perciformes; Percidae.